Messenger RNA from Solea senegalensis (Senegalese sole), 1348 nucleotides. RefSeq lists its product as uncharacterized. Gene Ontology annotation, cellular component: endoplasmic reticulum. Lineage: Eukaryota; Metazoa; Chordata; Actinopteri; Pleuronectiformes; Soleidae. The record is from RefSeq and is a predicted model, not a curated record. The transcript is spliced from 3 exons. Gene Ontology annotation, biological process: endoplasmic reticulum unfolded protein response. Bases 202 to 402 code for a protein of 66 amino acids.
GUGACCGGGUUAGCUCGCUCAGCUAACAGUUAGCCAUCCACUGGCAUUCAUUCGAAGGCUAACUACCAUCGCCGCACUCCACGGAAAUUAACCCUCGGCUCGCACUCUCCUUCCUCCUGCGGGACACCUCCACCGGCCUCUCCUCUCCCCGGCUCUCCGUCCUCCUGCUCUGGUCCGGUCCGGUCGUCAAAACUCGAAACGAUGUCGGCGGUGCAGCGUAUGAAAGUGGCGAACGAGCGGCACAGCAAGACGAUCACACAGCGGGGACACGUCCAGAAGACAUCGCGGCCUGUAAAUGAAGAAAAGUCUCCGGUGGGUCCGUGGCUUCUUGCCCUCUUUGUCUUUGUGGUUUGUGGAUCAGCCAUCUUCCAGAUCAUCCAGAGCAUCAGACAGGGCAUGUGAUGACCCUUUGACCCUAAAAGCUGAGCCUGUUGCCAUGAUGGACACCCCUCCACCACACACACACACGCAAACACACAUACACUAUUGUUCCUGUGGAGUUUUUAAAUGUGAGCAAAAUUUUCUUCCCACUGUAAACCUCUCUGUUUUUUUUUGUUUUUUUGUACCUUCUAUCUCGAUGAAGCUGAUCGGAUAUUGGUUGUUGAUUGAUUGCGGUGGGUUGUUGAAGUCUUAAUUCUGGUGCGGUCGUCCAGCUGACGGAGACGUUGGUCUGUGGGCGUCUCUGAUUUAAAGGCCAGAUCACGUGACGUCCUCACAUUUGCUCAUUAGUGAUUUGAAUCUUAUGGUUUACUGUGAAUUAAUUUAUUGCAGAGUUUCCUUCGCAGCUCUGAUCCGUCACAUGACCUUCUGGAUAACACGUGGGCUUUUAAGGUGAAAAACCUUCAGGAAGUGAUGAAUCAGCCAUGGUGCGUUCAGGUUUUUUCUAACACGCACACACGCACGGAAGCUUUUCAUGUGGUGUAGUGACACUUCCCGUUACUUUCUGAGUCAAAGUACUUCACAAACUCAACACUUCCUGUAAAUAUUUCACAAUAAGAGCCUUUAUUCUGACCCGCUGAGUCACAGUGUCAGGACUUGAGUCAGUUUCAUUGUAAUGAUGCAAUGUUUACAUGUGAAAGAGCUAAUGUUUUCUGUUUCAGAUGCUCAUGUGAUGUGUUCAGGGACCUUGUGGAUGUGUAGUGACGUAAAAGCAGCAGAUUGUUUUUACAUCAGACUUUAGGGAAGAAAUGUUGCAGAAUCCUUUGCUUCCUGUUUGUCUUGAGAGUGGUUAUUGUUCUGGUGUAAAUAAUUCAGAGCUGAUAACCACUCAUUGGUUCACAGCUCAGCGCCUCCUGCUGGACGACCAGCUCCACUUUUAUACAAAAUAAACUUGGAUAUUUUCUCUACA